Molecule: messenger RNA, 2679 nt
Organism: Ostreococcus tauri
Lineage: Eukaryota; Viridiplantae; Chlorophyta; Mamiellophyceae; Mamiellales; Bathycoccaceae
Product: unnamed product
Exons: 1
Coding region: 1-2679 (892 amino acids)
Source: RefSeq, a predicted model, not a curated record
AUGAGCAGCAAAGAGAUGAUAGUUGAUGCUCUCGCAUGUAUCGACGCUUGGGAAAACUGCCUACCACUGGGUGGUGAUGGCAUCUGGAGCGUGCUGAACAAACACCAGUCAAUGUUGUGCUCAAUAGGGUCGCGAUCGAACUAUUGGGAUACAGAGAGCCGUGAUCUCAGACAAGAGUUUCGAGUUUUCGCCUUUGGUUGGUACGCGGCUGAGUGCGCUAUCAUUCCCAUUGCCAUUUGCGCAUCGGUGCGGCACGUUGUACAGCAACUCUUCAAAAAACAAUUCCCACCUGUGAAAGUAUGGAACUCGGAUGAUCACGUCGCAUACGCGGCGACGCGAAAAGUAUUGUUCAACGUCGAUGGCGUCGCGUUCUGUCCAUGCCCGGUCCACAUCGUGCGGCGGAUCACGGAACAGAAAAUUGGAAGCGAAGACCACUAUGAAGAACUUGCGAUGCAGUGCACCCUGAUGAAGCAUGCUGGCUCACAUGCGCAAUUUGAACACAUCAGACUGGCUUCGAUAGACAUUUGGGCGCGAAAGAACGUGGAGGAGUGCAUUCAUGCGCUCGAACUACUUGAAAGCAAGCCAUUCCACGCCACGCAAUCUGGUUUGCCCGGUCAUGUCUCAGACAAUCAACCCAUUGAAAGUUUGCAGAAAGUGAUUCGUGAGUUCGUCGGAAGGAAGCAACACAAUCCACGAUCAUUCUUCUACAACGUAUUAGGGCGAUUGAUGGAACAUAUAUCGCGACGUUUAAUUGUGAUGUCGGACCAGCGGCCUGUUUUCACUGUCGCCACUAUGACCGGGUAUGAAGCUUCUAUGCAACUGCAUGCUCUUCAAGCGCCGUUGACCGACUACACAGAGUGGCGAAAAGUCGCUUUCCGCGUGCCGCAAACAGACGACGAGACGUACAUUCUUCCCGCUUUGAGCAUCGUUGAAUCACGACGCGAUGGUCGGCGUUCCGCGCGUAUGUACCAGGUGAAGGUGCAGCUUGUUGAAGAAGGUCCUGCCAUGAAUUAUUACAAUACGCUGGUGGGCGUACCAGCGCCCCAUUCGUACGACAGCACAAACGAGAUAAAGGCAGCGAUUGGCGCGUAUAACAUGAUUAAAAAAGUCACAGACCAGGAUGUGGCUGGUUUACCGCGGGCGAUAGCCACUCACAUGCUACAGAACAAGUGGAUGUGUAACUGUUUGGAGUUCAUGCGAAGAGUACAAUGUGGUCACACCUUGUACGGCAGAUUUGCCGACCAUCCAGAUUCGCCGAGGUGGCAUGCAGAAACACUUCUAAGGCAGCGCUGGUGUAAGGCAAAAAGCCUGCGUAAAAAGGAUUUGCCUGGUCUGCGUCCCAAAGCACGUGAGGAUGAAAAUGUAGAGUUAGGCAAGUAUGAAAACAUCGAUCGACUCAGGCCCAAACGUCGGAACACGAAGGGAGUGAUCACUCCCGCGCCGCGAAAAGACUCAUCCAAGUUAGUUCGCUCGCCGUUAUCGCCCGAUUACAUUAAUCGCACGGUGACGAGGUCUGCACAAGGUUUGCCCACCCCUUCAAAAAGUAACUCACUUCAAGAGUUGGCUGGAAUCGUGGCCAUGUCCAAUCGCGGACAAGGUGAUAUCACGUCAGCAUUGGAGAGCUGGGCACGCAAGAUUAAGCUACAGAGCGGAAUACAUGGCGGCAUCGACGAGUUCUGCGAGGAAAUACUGAGAAAUGGACAAUGGCAAUUUCAUCCAUGGUACUUGGCACAUUUCUUCAAUCUGGGGGACGAGAAUGAAUUACCACGAAUCUUUCGUCAGCCGUCAGGCGACGCAUUGCAAUACAAGGCUGCAGACUGCAGAACCAGGAGAAGAUUCAUCGAACAAUACACGGACUCGCACACUUGUCCGAAAUUGACGAAUGCGAAUAUGUAUGAAAUCUGUUCUGAUUCAACUUGGUUGGCAAACUAUCACGUCAACCCAAUUUUGGACUGCAUACAAUUCGAUUUGCGUGCAAUGGGGAGACGAUGCUCGAUUGUAGGACCUAUUUUACGUGAGUCGGAGCUAAUGACGACCGGCCGUGUAGCUGUCGAGCAAGACUAUCGUAACGCCCUGUCGAUGACAUCUCAUGGGAGGAAUGCAAGGUGGUAUGAAAGUGAUGAUAUUUUUUUCGUGUGGCAAAAUGGGGCUAGAUGCCAUUGGUUCGCGUAUCAUUUCAAGUACGAGCGCGGCUCAUGGACCUCACGCAGGUACGACUCUAUGCAGGUACUCAGAAGCCACAAGUUCAAUGCACAGCACGUUCCACUUCCACCCGAUGACAAGGAGGAAGUGGAAAAGCUCGGACAGCUCUUGACGUUUGCCGUUCGCGAAUGGCACAGAACGCAACCUGAAAACGAUGAAGCUGCAUCGAAGCACAAGGCGCUGGAAGCAAAAGUACGUUUCGACUCGAAGACAUGGCCACCUCAGCAGGUCGACGGGUCGUCCUGUGGAGUACUUACAGUUUACAACAUCACCUUAGCUGCCAUGGGUAUUGCCAUUUCACCGAAACUGUACGUGACGCAUUGUGGGGAGCAGCACUUACGAAAUAAGCUCGUACACGCUUUGCGCGAUAUAAAAAAUGUCGACUCGCGUUAUUGGUACGCGAACGUGAAGGAUCCAUUACACGUGUACUAUGAUGAACUUGAAUUGGACACAUCUAUUUGGUGCUUAAGCGGCUAG